CGAAAUCAAUCCAUCGUACGCCUCCAUUGCCUAUAUCGACCCUCCACAACAUAGCCACGUGAACAUUGUUCUACCGUGGUAUACGGAAAAAGUAUGGCCAAGAGCAUACUGAAGAUAGAGGGGGAAGUUGAACACGCCAGAAAUGUUAGCCCGCUUUUGAAGAGGGUUUGCUGGGGGGAUCUCGAGAUUCUCGAGUUCCCCAAUAUGUUGGGAGACAAUCCAGGCGUCUCGGAAGGGGCACCGCUGACCAUCAACUGGCAACACGAAAGUAGGGAGGUUGUGGCAAUCGAGUAUUACGAAUACUUACGACAAAACCGUCCACGGCGGCGGCGGAAAGAUCUGGUUAUGAACAGUGCCUCGAGAGACACCUAUCUGCUAGGACUUGGUUACAGGCUGGAUGAACUAAUUAAAGCAGCGGAAGAAACAAAGAAAAUUCGCAAGAGUAGGCAGGCGAACAUGAAGGGCAAACUUGUAGACAAGUUUCGUGGACUUUUUGAUUUCUCUUCCGUGGGCAACUCCAAAGUGAAAAAGAGCGACGCGCAGCCAAAAAUAGUAGCCGGGAAAUCCGCCUAG
This is a messenger RNA of Phaeodactylum tricornutum CCAP 1055/1, 573 nucleotides long. RefSeq lists its product with no specific name. The coding region runs from base 94 to 573 and encodes 159 amino acids. Lineage: Eukaryota; Bacillariophyta; Bacillariophyceae; Surirellales; Neidiaceae. The record is from RefSeq and is a predicted model, not a curated record. The transcript is spliced from 2 exons.